Molecule: messenger RNA, 2697 nt
Organism: Protopterus annectens (West African lungfish)
Lineage: Eukaryota; Metazoa; Chordata; Ceratodontiformes; Protopteridae
Exons: 4
Coding region: 1-1821 (606 amino acids)
Source: RefSeq, a predicted model, not a curated record
AUGGCAGCCAGUUUCAGUGUUAUGGUUUCUACAGCUGAAAAAAAAGAUCACAUGCAAGAGCAAUUUGCAACCUGGGAAUCGCUAGCAGUCUCGGGUUGGCUGAACAAAAUGAGUGAAUUAAGUGAUAGGAAACUAACAAUUAUUUCAGCCAAGCAGUAUCCUGGUGUGUUCGAGGGGGAAGGCCAUCAGAGUGAUGCUGAAGACAUGAAGAACUGGAUGGAUUCAGUGCAGGAGAUCCUCAGACCUGUGCCAGUUACAUUAGAGGCAUCAACAGCUCAGGUUCCUGACCUGAAGGUGACUAGUCUUUCUCCAGAAAGAAAGUUGAUUGAUAUGGAUAUGUACUCUACCUUGCCAGAACACAUUCUCCAGACAUGGUCUCCAGCAGCAGAAAGUAUCUUGACAGCAGAUGCAGCAGCCAUAAAACAAAGCAGCUCAGAUCACACUCAAACUUUAUUGCAAGAGAAUCUGGGAAGUCAGCAGGACACGGGCAGUGGGGAUACAUCUUUGCAAUCUGAAAAUAUCCCAGCCAUGGACAUUAGCCCUAGCACUAAGGUUGCUUCUGUACCACAAAAUAUAGUAGAAGUUGUAGAGAUGCCGACAAUUGCUCCAGAAAGCCUUAGCAUGGAGAAAGCCUUCUGGGGUGCAGGGGAUGAAAUAAAAAGGGAAACUCCUGAAAUCCCAGGUUUGGACACUAGAGUUGAGAUUCAUGGCAGAAAGCAGAUUACUCAAGAGCAGGUUACUAUGGAGAUAGACGUUGCCAAUGUUUUACAGAGAGAGCAGACAACAUUAAUGGAGGAUGAGCAAUACAAAGCAGAUAUAUGCCCUGAAAAUGCCUCUGGAGUAGAAUAUAGUUAUCAUUCUGAGAUGCCUCAAGAACUUGAUCAUGAUGCUGUAAGUUGCAGCAUUCUUGUAUCUUCUGAGAAGCUAUUGACUGAAUCCUUUGAAGAGCCAACAUCACGCAGCAGUAGAGAGGAAGACGAGCUGCACUCAGUGGACAACAACAACAAAGGAAACAUGCCAUUGGUGAGUGCACUAGGCACAAUCCAAAGCUAUGGCUCAGAAGUGGAUAUACCAACCCAACCACAUCCAAGUAAUACAAUAUCGCUGUUUAAGACAGAACAAGAAGCUGGAGCUCAGGACACCAUGGAGACUCCUGAGAAAAAUGUUGCUGAAGACAUUUGUCAGACAGUUUCAUAUUUUAAUAAUAUGGCAGCUACGUUAAAAAAUGGACACAUGACUGCAUCUUAUGGACUAGAAGAUAGCAAGUCAUGGACCUCUGAUGUGCAGUAUGACAGCUUUAAUUAUUAUUCAGCAGAAAAAGAUGUCUUAGGUUUUAGAAGUGCGACACUUGAAGAUACAGUGACUUCAGCAGCUGACUUCCAAUGUGAGGAACUUAUAAAUGCUCCUGAAAACAUCAGAGAAGUGGAUGAUGGGUCUGGACUUCUGCAAGAUGUUAGAAAAGAUGAAAGUUCCAGUUGUAUUUCAAAUAUAUGGCUACCUAGUCAGUCACCUACUAAAAGCUUAAAUAAUGAGGAAACUAAAGAGAAGCCAAAAUAUGAUCAAGUCUGCUUGGAAAAGUCUGAGACUGAUAAUGAUGCAUUCAUGUUGACCUGGACCUCAGAAAAGAAAAAUGCUGAUUCAAGUCCAUUUGAAGUUCCCAGAGAAGAAGAACAUAGUUCAGAAUCAUCUGUAAGAUUUCAGCAGGCUGUCUCCAUUUCCUUUAGAUUUUUCGGCUUCACUGUAUUCCUGCUGUUGGGAUGUAUUGAUUACACAGCACUGCUACCUUUUGUGCUUUACUUAAUAGCAUUAUGGUUCUUCUAAGCACAUGUGUUUUUCUCUGCAAACAUAACUUGCAGUGAGAGUACACUUUUGAGUUUCCAUGGUAUACCAUGCAGGUAAAUUUGUUUACAGGCAGGGAUAUCUCUAAAAAGGGAUUUAUUGCAUUGCAUACUGCAUGUUCCACAAAACUAUGAUCACAGGUUCCUAGAAUUGUUCCUGCAUAUUGGGAUGUUAGCUUAUGGUGGGAUUUCUUCUAUACAUCUGGAUCUUAUGAGAUCAGGUGAGCUGGUCUAAGAUUUCAACUUAUGAAGUAUAUCAUGGAACUCAAGCUAAGAUGUAAUGCAACCAUUUAGUGCUAAAAGGGAAAUGAAGAAACAGACUGCAAGCUUAGCAAAGUUGUUAAGCAAGCUUUUGUGACCCUGCAUCAAGUUAGUCUUCAUUGCUGCAACCAAUCAGUCAAGCUUCCAUCACAAUAACCAUAACUAAAGCCUUUGAUGCACUUUGCAAAUUAACCGUAGGUAGACUCACAGCCAUUAAAAUAGGAAAUAUUUAAUAAUACAUUAUGCAAAGAACCUUAAUGAUUACCUCUGUUGACUUCAUAUAAGCUUUUUAUUUUUCCUGUGCAUGCUGCCAGGUUUUUGCCAUGCGUGGUUCUCUUUUCUUCAUUCUGUUACAAAGAAAGAUGUGCAAAACAGGCAUAAUGUCAUCAGCUGCUGGUGCUUUCAUUCUGAUGUUCUGAUGAAUAUUCUCACUUCCAAUUACUUGCCACUAGAAUGCUAUCCAAACAUCAUACCAUAGAAAAUGUUCUAAAAAAAUCAUAUAACAUCAUACCAUCUUUCAUAAGUUUAUAGGCGUGUACUAGGCUAAUGAUCAUAAGGGCCAUUUUAAGUCGAACCAUGCAUCCCAAAUCAUUGACAA